Messenger RNA from Penicillium vulpinum, 924 nucleotides. RefSeq lists its product as uncharacterized. The record is from RefSeq and is a predicted model, not a curated record. NCBI's taxonomy places the organism in Eukaryota, Fungi, Ascomycota, Eurotiomycetes, Eurotiales, Aspergillaceae. Gene Ontology annotation, molecular function: DNA-binding transcription factor activity; protein binding. The transcript has 2 exons. Bases 1 to 924 code for a protein of 307 amino acids. Gene Ontology annotation, biological process: regulation of DNA-templated transcription.
AUGCUAUGCACCUCAUGCGGCAUUCCAACAUCAAGACAGGAUUCUAGCUCCCCUCGAGCAAAGGCGGCGGUGGCGGAUCGCCGCCGUGAGCAGAAUCGUCGGGCACAGAAGCGAUUCAGACAGAAAAAUCGCGAGCGGAAAGCAACCCCAGACCAAGAUCAAUCACAUCCACAAAACGGCGCCUCCGAUACCCUCGACGAUAUUAGUCCAUUAGCCUCCUGCGCAUUGACACCACUCACAUUGCCCAUUCCAAUGUGCACGAGUCGCAGGCAGUCUUCAAUAUGCCGUUAUGAUGAGAAUCGCGGAGAUAUUGUGAUUGAUUAUGAUUUCCUUUUGGAUCCCAACGAUCGCGGGAUGAACAAAGGCGCGGACGAUUUCUGGACAACGACACUGAAACACACGGCACCCUUUGCUUCUACUGCCCUUGUUCCCCCUUUAGAGCUGAAAGACUCAAGAGCAUAUCAUACAACGAGCAACCCGGGUGAUUCUGUCGAUCACAACGAAAGUGACAGAGUGCCAGCAGUACCGACCGUGCUUCAUCGAGCAGUGCAGACUGGAAAUAGCAAGGUUGUAUGCCUUUUACUAGAGCAUAACGCCGAUUGCAACUCGAAAGACAAAGCUGGCCUGACGCCUCUGUUGUAUGCGGUGAUCGGAGGCCAUGAGGAAAUAUUAGAACUAUUGCUAUUACAUGGGGCCAGUAUAGCACAUGUUGAUAAUGGUCACUGGUCGGCCCUCCACUGGGCUGUGUUCCAUAAUCGUCACAGUAUGUUGGACCGGCUUCUGAGAUAUUGCGGUGGGGACACUUCGUUGCUGAACAUACGAGACAAGGACGGGCAGACACCGCUAUCAGUCGCGGUUGGCGCGGGAAGUGAGGUGGCUGUGAAACUACUACUAGAAUUUGGGGCCACAGUCAACGUAGAAUGA